AUGACAUGCAUAGCUCUUUUCCAGUAUUGCUUGUUCCUGUGGUCAUGGAGUGUCAAGAGCUCUGCCAUGACUAUGUCUGCAGAAUUAGUGACUAUUUCAUGCAGGAGAGCAACAGAGGGAGUGGUGGCAGCAGUUUGGGAUGCUUCAGCAUGUUGGGACAUUUUUGUGGAAGUGGGGUACUGGUGUGAGAGUGGUGCAGUCAAAUCACUGAAUAUCAUGGAGCAAAAGUCAGUAAGGUGGAGGCUGGGCAGUCCAGACACUCAAUUCAUCUCCCCACACAAUAAACCUUGGGUAUUGCCAGGCACUGACAAUACAGAUAUGGUUGUAGAUGAACCACAAUUUCUACCAUUUGGAGUGGCCAUGAAUGCCACAGCUUGGGGCCAUCAGCUAGGAUUGCCAUCAUCCUCCAUGCUGCUGAAUGCCUGCCCUUCCCAGCCAUUGCUCAGCAUGCUUGCACCAUCUUGGGAUUCCCCACCACUUUCACUGGAGGUGCAGCCAUCUGCUGCUGAUCAACAAUGGGAGGCAUGGCAAGCAAGUCACUCCAUGCCAUCCUUGGCUGCCAUUGCACCUAGCUGGGAUUUGCCAACAUCUUCCCCAGCAGUCUCACCCCCACCUAGAUCAUUGCCAGCAUCCACACAAAUUCCACAAACUGCACCAUCUCCCCUGGAUCAUGCAUAUAUGGAUGAGCAGUUAGAUGGUGUGGCAGCCUCUGAGCCACAGCCCAUCCCAGCUACAUCACAGCAACCAUCUCCACAGCCUAUGGCCACCAAUGCCACUGCUGUAUUAAGUGUAUUAGCUUGCUUUUUGGCAUUGCAACGUUUUGCCAGUGACUUGGUAUACAAGGAAGGAAUUCAUGAUGAAGGGCCAAUUACAACAUCAGUGGAAAAAGCACAGUGGCUUGUGGUUCUUCUCAUGGGACCAGCUGAUGAGCACCUGCCCCAUCUUAACACCACCACUGAUGGGCAAAUCAUUGUGGCCUACAACCACUACAGCAAUAUAUUGGUGGAAUCAAGCAUCUGGUUUCACCUGUUGCUUGCAAGGAGAGCACAGCUGGCAAGGACUCAGCAAUAUAUACAAGAUUUGAUGACCAGUGAUUGGGAUGGCAAGGAUGAAUUGGAACUGGAUGAGGAUUUAUUGUAA
Molecule: messenger RNA, 1140 nt
Organism: Pisolithus orientalis
Lineage: Eukaryota; Fungi; Basidiomycota; Agaricomycetes; Boletales; Pisolithaceae
Exons: 5
Coding region: 1-1140 (379 amino acids)
Source: RefSeq, a predicted model, not a curated record